This is a messenger RNA of Saprolegnia diclina VS20, 852 nucleotides long. RefSeq lists its product as hypothetical. Gene Ontology annotation, molecular function: protein binding. The record is from RefSeq and is a predicted model, not a curated record. Bases 1 to 852 code for a protein of 283 amino acids. NCBI's taxonomy places the organism in Eukaryota, Oomycota, Saprolegniomycetes, Saprolegniales, Saprolegniaceae. The transcript has 8 exons.
AUGAGCGCGGACCGGGGCUGGUCAGACGGCAACUACCUCAACGACAGCGACAAAAGCGACGACAGCUCGCUCACCUUCACGCUUGUAGCGUCCCCCAACCCGACCCGUCGCGACAGCGAUGACAUGGACGACGAGGAAGCGUCCGAAACGGGCAACGCGACUCUAUCGAGCGACAGUGACGCAGCGACGUCGAGCGCCGGCGUUGGCGCGAGACCCGGCGUUGAGGACGGAGACGCGGACGAAGGCGGCGACGAGGAAGUGUUCGAUGAGAAUGACACGAGCGACCUUCCACCACCCAAAGGACAGCGACUGUUGGCCUCACCGCGUCGCGUGAGCCCGUCGAGCGGGCAGAUCCCUGAACGACUGGUUCGCGCCGACGCAUCGAGCGAGAUCGCGAUCCAACUUUGCGAUGCCGCAAUCUGGCUCAACGCGACACUCGAGAACACGACGCUCACCCUCGAUAGCUUUCCGUGGGGUAUGUACCCGCGCAUCUUGGAUGGCAUCGAACGCCGAGUCUCCGCGCAGCUCGUCCAAACGCUGCUCGAACGCGAACUCGAGUGCUCGACAGACGCCAUGGAACGGCGCGCGAACGGUCAUUUCAACGUCAUCCAUUUUCUCCUCAAGAGCUGCAGAAGGGCUGCAGAAGGGUGUACAAUCAACGCCCUCGAUGGCGCCACCCGCUACGGCCACCUCGACAUCAUUCGCUUACUCAUUGAACAGGGCACCGAAGGCGCGUCGCCCAACAUCCUCGACCGCGCGGCCGCCGAUGGUCACCUUGAGGUCGUCCAGUCAACUGAAGUCAUCCAGGAGAUUCCAGACCUCAUGACUCGCCAGUUGGGCGAGGCCAACUAG